AUGGAGACAAGAAGUUCUUCUCGUCUUGCACGAGAAAAUUUCUAUUCAAUUCCAAACUUAUCAUCUGAUCAAUUGCUCCGUCAAGAUGAUCUAACAACAUCGUCUCCACAUAUCAUUGUCAAUCUUCGUCGUUCCUCAAUUCAUUCUUCGUCAUCAUCAUCAUCCGGCAUCAUUUUUCGUCACAAAUCUUGGUAUUAUCUCAGUCGAUUGUUAAUCUGUUUGAUUACAAUUUUCUUCGCUACAUUUUGUUGUUACACAAUUUAUGAAUUUAAACUUGAAAAUUUGAAAACAACCAAUGUUACAUCUGCACAAUCGCCGUCAAAGAUCUGUCGACUAUUUCAAAUCAAUUUUAAUCUAUAUUACAAGAUUCCUGUGAAUUAUGUUUCAUUGAGUAUUCUUUGUCUUCUAAUCGUUAUUUUAAUUGUUUUUGAAAAUGUGACGAAGAAAAAAUUCCGAUCGUUUUGUUCGCAAUUUUCCAUGCCUAUGAUCUUCAAUUCUCAUUCACAUAUUCAUCGAUUCGAAUCCGCUGCUGUAUUUGGUAUUAUUGCCUUGGAAAUUCUGCAUAUCUUCGAUGAAUUCAUUAUCAAUGGAACAAAACAUUUUCAAAACGGUCCUCUACUCGAUUUAAUUUUGCAAUUUGGUAUUGGAUUGAUGCUAGGCUUACGAUAUUUUCCAAUCUUAGCGAUAUUCGAACAGGAAAAUACGUAUGAAAACCGUCUAGCGAACAUUAUUUGUUAUGGUUUAGCGUCGAUAUAUUUGUAUUGCGAGAUUAUAUUCAAAUUACAAUCAGAUAUCAACUGUCGACUAGAUGAAAGGAAAAAAUCGAUGAUUAAGGAGAUCUUGACGAAAUUUCAUCAAAUGGGAAUCAAUUUCAUCGAUUAUUUAGGGACAAAUCGAACAAGUCAACUGAAUGAUACGUAUCAGAAUACUCAAGUUUGGUUUAAUCAUCAAAUCGAGCAACAUUUAAUUAAUUCAACCUAUGAUGAUCAAAAUGAAGUUGAAAAUGAUCUGAAUCGUUUAAACUAUUCUUUGGAAUUGAAUCGACAAAGUAUCGUCUAUAACACAUUAAGAUAUGCACCGUAUUAUUACUUUAUUGUCUUCUUGGCUGUUCGAUUAACUGUAAUGUUUUUGAACACAUUUCGAAAUACGAUUCAGCAUAAGAAUUUGUUAUACAAAUCAUCUCCACGUUGGAAAUAUGUCAGAUAUAAUCUCUUGAAAUCAUCCACAAAUGAAAUAUCUACGAAUCCUAAUGAUUAUUCACAUCUAUUUCGCUUUCUCAAUUAUUUAAUUUAUUUCUUCAAGAAAAACAUCUAUUCAAUUCGUCCAUAUUUUCGUUAUUCGAAACUGAUUGUUUGCAUCUAUACAAGUGCAUUAACAUUGAUAUAUUAUUUUACAUUUUGGAUCCAAGAUCAUACAUAUGUUCUAACUAAAAAAUUACUCUUAUUUCUCAAUUUAAUUCUUUGUGCUUUAGCUGAUUUAUCCAAAGAUUUAUGUUACAAUUUGAAUUUAAAUCACAUCAAUCGUGAUAUCAAGUAUAUUUGUCUUUUAACUGCGUUUAUCACUUGUAUACAAUUGUUCUUCGGUUUGAAACAUUAUCAAACACAAAUGUGUAAUGCAUAUCGAGGAAUAUUCCAUGAUAUUCCAACAGCGAAACAGAUUUCAUCGAUUACUAUUGUUAGUAAAUCAAUGCAUUAUCCAGGACGUUUCAUGGGUUCGUUAGUUUAUAGUUAUGGUUUUCUGUUUUUAUGUGUUUCGAUUUUUUAUAUUUUAUCUCGUUAUGUUCUUUACUCACUAAUGGUUUUAGAAUUUGUCGCGAAACUUUUUCUUCCGAUGCUGAUAUUUUUAUUAUUUCAAUUAUUAUUUGUUCGUCUUCUAUGUAAAUUACUAUUUGUAGAGAAAUCUCAUUUUCUUGCCUUGCGCAAUCUUCGAUUGUACUAUACAUUUUCCUAUUUCAGUUUCUUUUUCGACUGUUUCCUCGGUUUUCUCAUGUGUUUGACACGUAUAACGAAAGCUUUUGUAUGUUCAGUGAUAUUUUUCGCACGAUUAGAUUACUCACCAUAUGGCCGAGGCUUGGAAAUGUACGAUUCAUCGUAUGCAUCGUAUGUUAGCUUCUUCCAUAUCGAAAAGAAUCAACGACAUCCUGUUUUGAAUGUUUUUAUUGAUAUCAUUCGACAACGGUUGAUUGAUAUACGAAAAUUGAAGUCUAAAUUAACAAUUGAGAAGAUUCGUCGCACAUACGAACAAGACAAAUUCACUCAAAUUCAACGUUUUCGUUGGGCAUUGGCUUAUACAUUAAUUCGAAAUGAACAACUGCGACGUUAUCGAAAACAUCGAUUACCAUCCCACAAAAUUCCUCAAUCGAAAACAUUGGAAAAGAUCUUCGAUAAAAUUGGCUUAACACAAACUCUAACAAGGAAAUAUUAG
Molecule: messenger RNA, 2424 nt
Organism: Adineta ricciae
Lineage: Eukaryota; Metazoa; Rotifera; Eurotatoria; Adinetida; Adinetidae
Source: the annotation of a GenBank genome assembly